Molecule: messenger RNA, 1619 nt
Organism: Mytilus trossulus (common blue mussel)
Lineage: Eukaryota; Metazoa; Mollusca; Bivalvia; Mytilida; Mytilidae
Product: G-protein coupled receptor Mth2-like
Exons: 1
Coding region: 1-1173 (390 amino acids)
Biological process (GO): G protein-coupled receptor signaling pathway; cell surface receptor signaling pathway
Cellular component (GO): membrane
Molecular function (GO): G protein-coupled receptor activity
Source: RefSeq, a predicted model, not a curated record
AUGUAUGUUUACCGACGAGUUAGUAGUCUACUUGAAUGUCCUCAAAUUCAGUUGGAAGCUGAUGAAAUUCAGAUUACAAAUGACAAAACUAAAGUCCGUAUUAUUCGUUCUGGUGUUGAACUCAAUUACUAUCAAUUCUUUUUUAUCAAUGAGAAUGCCAUAAGAAUAUGUAGGAGCUUAUUCUACGGUAUUGUUGAAGCUACCAAACAAGAGAAUACUCCUGUUAUCAAAAUAAUAAUACUAAUUGGCACUACAUUAUCUCUUAUUGCUCUUUUAUUGACAUUUUUCACUUAUUGUAUGUUUCCAACGUUAAGGACGCUGCCUGGGAAAAAUAACAUGAGUCUUGUUUUUGCAUUAUUUUGUGCCUAUACAUUUCUUGAAUUCGGUAUUGAAAGAACUGAAAACAAACUUGGUUGUAUGAUGCUAGGUAUUUGUAUUCAUUUUUUCUGGCUGUCCACUUUCGGAUGUGUGAAUGUUUGUUCUUUUCAUAUGUAUAGUACUUUUCGACAGAACUUCAUAUUCCAGAGUUAUGAUCAAGAAAGAGACAGAAAGCGGUUUGCCCUUUAUAACCUUUACUCAUACGGCGUUCCAUUGUUUUUCGUUGGCUUGAAUGUGAUAAUUUCCAAUCUUGUAAUUGACGAUCAAUCCUUCGGUUACGGUGGGAAGGCUUGUUUUAUAUCGCAUCAGUUGACGGUCCUUUCUACAUUCAUUGCUCCUGUGGCAGUCAUCUGUUUGGUCAAUCUUGUUUUGUUUAUUUUUACAGCAAUAAAUAUAGCCUCUACACCAAAAGCUUGUGCAACCGACUCUUUUUCGCAGAAUAAAAUUCAAUUUUCGGUUUAUGUCAAACUUUUUAUUCUAACUGGAGGUUCUUGGAUUUUGCAGAUUUUAGAUUCUUUUUUUCCGCUAUCAGUUUUCUCAAUUUUAGUUUCUACUCUGAAUUCAUUUCAAGGUAUUUACAUAUUUUUUUCAUACAUUUGUAACCAACGUGUUUUUAACUUGUACAGAAAUUUAACUGAACACAAGCAGGUUGAUACUAUUAAAACUGAUCAGCGGAGUUCCAAGUCGAAAACUUCGUUUCUGUCAACAGUAUCUGUUAAUAAAAACCGAAAUGAUAAAGAAGUUAGUUUAGGUCAAUCAAAACAGGAUGAAGGAGUUGUUUCAACUAUCAUGUGAAAUGGAUAUUGAGUGAUGCUAUUUCGAUUGAUAAUUUAGUGUGCCCUUCUAUGCGGUGAUGUUACACUAUUGUUUCGGGUAAGGGUGAAGGUUUGUACCUAUUAUAACCCGCUGCACCUGUUUGCACCUGUCUUAAGUCAGGAACCUGAUGUUCAGUAGUUGUCGUUUGUUGAUGUGGAACAUAAGUGUUUCUCGUUUAUUUAAAUGCAUUAUACCGUUGGUUUUCUUCGCAUUGGAAUAGUUUUACACUAGUCGUUUUGGGGCCCUUUGUCUUGCUGUUCGGUGUGACCCAAUGCUCCGUUUUGAAGACCGUACUUUUAUCUAUAAUGGUUUACCUUUACAAAUUCGGACUUUGAUGGAGAGUUGUCUGAUUUGCAGUCAUACCACAACUUAUUAUAUCAAUAAAACGUAGAGUUUGUUAUUUUACAGCCAAAAUCUGCUAUUGA